AUGAAAACAACCCUUGCUACGCUGUGUCCUCCUGCAUGCCAGGGCAAGUACACUGAGGCCGAGCCGCUCUACGAGCGGUCACAAGCCAUACGAGAGAAGGUAUUGGGUUCGGAGCAUCCUCGUGUGGCCACAUCGCUCAACGACCGGGCGAAGUUGUUGUGCAAGCAGGAGGAAGCCGACCCGGAAGGACUGUGUAUCACCACGCUACACUGCGACGGAGGGGGCGAGUUCAAGGGAAGGUUCGCGGCGCUGGCAGCAUCACUUGGAAUCAAAAUCGAGACCAACGCCCCGUACAUGCCUCAAGGCAACGCCGUCGCCGAGCGUGGCUUUGGCACGGUCGCAGCCAUAACGCGGCGCCUUCUUCUUGGGGCACCUCAUCUACCGGAGAGUCUGUGGGCCGAAGCGUUCCAAUACGCGAUCUAUAUACUGAAUCGCACGCCUACGGACGUCUUGGGCGGCAAGGCACCACUUGAGGUAUGGGAGAACAAACCGCUUGGCAGCUUGCACCACAUCCGCGAAUUCGGUUCGGUAUGCUUUAAGCACGUGGAAGCGGGGGACAGGCCCAACAAACUGGCUGCCAGGGCUGAGAAGAUGUUUCUGGUCGGUGUCAACCCUAAAAGCCGGUCGUGGAGGCUAUGGUCCCCUCGUGACAAGUUUAAGAUCACCAACUCCGCCGAAGUUUCUAUUCGCGAGAAAGCCCCGCGCGACGUGGUUCCCCCCAAGGCAGGGCAUGAUCCGCUGCCAGAGACUCCAAUGAUUUACCAUCCCGGUCCGGAAGAGUCUGAUGACGACGUCGACAGUGUGGUGGAGCCACAAGACGAGCAGAAGGAUAACGAGCCGGAGCCCACGCCUCAGGCGCAAGAGCCGGGCCCCCGUCGCAGCACCAGGAACCCCAAGCCGACUGAACGUCUGAACCUGUUUACCUUUGCCACGGAGGAGGAGGCCUUCGAGCAAGUGGAACGCUCCCUGACCAAAAGUUCAUCGCUUGGCA
Ectocarpus sp. CCAP 1310/34 is the source of this 991-nucleotide messenger RNA. The record is from the annotation of a GenBank genome assembly. Lineage: Eukaryota; Phaeophyceae; Ectocarpales; Ectocarpaceae.